AUGGAGGAUCACAUCGAUGACUCCGUAGGCGGUCCAUCAUUAUCUGGGGCUGCCCAGUUCCUCAGCUCGUUUGCUGGCGGCGAAACAAUAUCAAGAGCCACGUCGCCCGGUGUACCAUCCGCAGAAGAUGCCAGCGAUACUAGCAAACGCUACCGACCGAGAACGUUUUCGUACUUCGAGUUACUGCCAUACCCCGUAGAAGAGGAGGCACAACGCGACGCCGCGCUCCAGGGCAUCCUGAAGCAGCUCUAUAUUGCCAUCAAGGCGGAAGACUUUUCCCCAGGUGCUACUCACUGGACAAGACAAUUGCAAUCAUGGCUGAAUCUAAAGUUUGAUAUGCCAAGGGAGCUGCGUGCGAACCUUGCGCAACUUUAUUUCCACCUCUCGCUGGCCCCUGGCCUCGACGGCAGCACCGCCGAUCGGUUCUCCAGGAUGGUCUCCGUCCUGGCCAAGAGGAAGCACCUUCUGAAACCAAUUCAGGAUCUGACGCUGGAUUGGAAGCCCAUUUGGAAGGAGAUCAAAUCUCUAGUGCUUCCUGGCGAGGCACCAGCGCACCACUCUUCUAGAAGGAGAGCACUGAAGCACAUGUGGAAGCUGUGCCUGCAGGCAUCCAUUUACUUUGAUCCUCGUGAAAGACGGGCAAUGCUGGACGAGAUCUUGCCGUUCUUCAGUACUUCAGAUCUACAAAAUGCAUACAUUGUUGUUGGAGCACUCAAUAUAUUGCUGCCAACGACGCCUUGCCCCCCUACGGAACCACAGUCGCAACCAUCAGAUUUUGUUCCCACCUUCUUCCACCUCUGGUCUCUCAAUACCAGAAGCAAGGUUUUUGACAAUGCUUUCCUCGAUAUCUUCUCGCGAAUGGCAAGAGACUACCUAUCGUGCCAGCAUGUUCCUUUUUCGGAGCAUGGUAUUUACACUCGCGAGCAAUCCGACCUGAUAUUCACUGCCAUUCUACGCCUGACUGAGAUUCCAGUGGGCCAGGCCAACUCGCCUUACACAAACUUGGACUAUUCCUCCGGUUUGGGCCUCUUCCUGGAAAAGGAUAAGAAAAAGUACCCCAUAUCCUAUACCAUCUCUCGUUUCAUCGUCUCUUCUCUGUCUCCCAUGUGCUUGGACAAGGAGAGCUCAAUACUGAACAGCCUUGAAGGGUUGAUGGAAGCUAUCGAUACAUUCUUCCAUCCGUCCAACCAAGGCGCUUGGACGCAGAUGCUUGCACAGCUGACUUUCUAUCUCACCGAUAUGUUUGUGUCAAGGUGGAAUAAGGAGCAAAAGGGGGAACAAGACACUCCAGCAGACCGUCGUCUGACUGAUGAGCUGAAGAAGCGCUUCGUGCUAAGUCUACGAGAAGUCACCUUUAUGGGUUUGUUUGGAAAAAGUACCAAGAUUACCAACAUGUACUUUGGCUCUCUUCAGAAUCUGACCUACCUUGAGCCUGAUUUGAUGCUACCCGGUGCUUUGCAGAGAUUCUACCCCAGUUUGCAAGGAUUGGUUGAAGUGCAUCGAACCACUUCUAGUCUGUGUGGUCUGCAGAUGAUUGCAAACAUUAUGUCCAAGCAGAAGGGCUUCCGCUGCCACAUUACUGCUCUUCUUGCCCUUGCGCUUCCAGGAAUCGAUGCCAACGACCUCAACAAGACACAAUACACGCUCAACUUCAUCCAAAGCGUUGCAUACAGUAUCCCCUUUGUAAACUUGACUCUGGAGAAUUCAGGUAUUCAUGACACGACCCUCGCCAUGCAAUGGGUGCAGGGUGAAAUGGAACGCAUGGAACACGAGGGACAGGAAGUCAAGAUUGACUACCACAGCGAGUUGUCGGACGAAGAUGAGGCAAACAUUGUUCGCUCAUCCACCGCUGGCUUUGGCGAAUUCGUCAUUGCACUGCUUGGCAAGGUCUUCACGCUACUUGAAAAUCUGCCCGACUCCUCAUAUCUCCGAACUGGGUCUCCAGAAGAUAACAUCAUCAACACCCUUCCUGCAGCGUUGACGCCGUUGUUCGCCUCAUUGUCACCUGAGCUCUUUGAUAUUGCUCUGGACAAACUAUCAACGUUUGUUUCGACACACGUCGUACACCAAGCUCGCGACAGUAUGGCCUGGAUUUGCAAUGCUCUGUGCAAGGUUAAUCCGGAAAAGACAUUGAAAGUGUUCCUUCCCAUGUUGAUCGUCAAUAUUCGCAAUGAGAUUGACUACAACGGUGCAGCGUCUGAUCGCAGUAACGGCACUGAAGUCCUCCCACGAGACCGAGCACUAGUAUGGCAUGUCAGCAUUUUGAGUAUGUGCGUUGUACACGUAGGUGGCGAGGUCCUCAAGUACAAGAAGCAACUAUUCGAAGUUGCUCAGUACAUGCAAGAGAAAUGCCGAGGCUUGCCAACUCUUCACAUAAGCAACUUCAUUCAUCACUUACUCCUCAACCUGACCCAUACGUACCCCAUUGACAAUGCCCUAUACGAGCCUGAUGUCGUCAAGAGAGGACUGGACGUGGACGACUGGGGUCGCGGGACCGCUCCCGCCGACCUCACAAUCAAAUGGCAUCGAGCUACUCCUGAAGAAAUUCAGUUCGCCGUCGAGGUAUUCCAGGCUCAGGCUGAGGGUGCCAUGCAGAGACUUGAAUCGUUGAUGAGCGACGACCCGCCGGUUAGUCGAAGUGGCAAGAACAAGGAGUGGUCGGAUGAGGUUUCGCGUCAACUCAGCCAGAUACGGCUUGUCAUUUCAGGCAUUGCUACGUUGUUUGACCCGAAACGUGCUUCUGGCGAGCUCAACGGUCACGUCAAUGGCGACGAAGAGAUGAGGGAUGCUGAGGAAGAGGAAGAUCCUCUGGCCGAGGUCGGCGAGGACGACGAAACACGCCCUCAAUACAAAUACCAGAGUGGAUAUCUGCUCAGCCCGGCAGAUCCCCUCUAUAUCCGCAUCCACGAUGUCCGCGACAACAUCGGACACCUGCUUUCUCGUAUACACUCAUUCCUCAACUCACACCAAGCAGAUGAUGUGGCAUGCUUCACUGCCCUCUACUCCACAUACAGAAUGUGGAUCACCGACGUGGGCUUUGAGCGGUCUGCGCAUCCUCUUGAACGCCUGGUGAGGUUGUACAAGGCAGACGUUGGCCCUUUCAAGAUCAGUGCUCUCCGCAAGGCUUACCCACGACCCUUGCUUAUAAAACGAGCUGAUGCCUAUCACCUCCAAAGGGUGAAGCACAAUGCCUCUGUCAGAAACAAAAGCGAGCUUGACAUACGACUCCUCUUGGACCUGGCCGAGUCGUGCAUCUCACCAUAUGCCGACGUGCGCAAGGUCGCGCAGAGCGCUCAAGAUGCGUCACUCAAGGUUCUCAUUGGUGGUAGGCCCCUCGUGAUCCCCGUGAUACUAGAGAGGUUUCGCAAAGCUUUGGCCGAAGUCGACCAUGACCGCAUCAAGGGCUCCAUGUAUACGCUCUUCUCCACGAGUUUGUUGAAGACAUUGAUCAGGGACUGGAGGUUCGCCCCGGAUCUCAUGCGCUUGUACAUUCAGGCCGCUGGGGUGGACAAGACUUCGAUUCAGCACCUUGGCUCGAGCGCGCUCUACCACUUGAUAGAGUUUGGCAAGCGUUUUGAGCUCAUGGUUCUGGUCGAUGAGGCUUUGGUCGAUUUUAUCCGACCAUCCGAAGAUUGCUCGCAGGUAAUCCAGUCGCGCCACAACUUCAUCCUUGAACGCAGGAAGAAGGUUGAAGCCAAGAAGGCCGAGCUGGGCAUCGAAUUGGUCAGGAUGGCCAAGAACGCGCAUUGGAAAACGGCCAGCAGAUGUGCCAUCUUCUCAACAAAUCUCUGCUUGCGAUUUGACUCUGUUGCGCCAGCAGAGUUUAUUGAGCUGGCGGUCACAGGCGCCAACGAUCCGCACCCCGGCCUUCGUACAGGGUACAUUACGGCGUUCUCAAACAUAUUCACCGUGAUCGACCAGCGGGCAGUCUACAAUCACUCUUACCGCGACUACCUUGAGGAGAAGGAGAAAGACUCUAACAAGGUCGUGGUGGAUGUUCCACGAGGUGACGCGGCGUACACUGAGAGAUUCCUCGACCAGUUCACACAUCCCGAAAACGCCGAAUACUACGUGGAUACCGAUCAUGUUGGCUGGCUCGUUUGGGGCAAGCAAUUCAAUGCUUCCAGAGCGAAACCGACUCGAUUUGAUGAUUAUGAUGAAGUCGAGAAGAGAGUUCGCAAGCAGAUUGGUGAUAUGCUCGACAGAGAAUGGCUCAAGAAGUGUUUUGGUUAUCUCAAGCAGGAACCUCGUGACACUUCGGCCGAUAGAUUCAGAAGUCAAAACGUCAUCCUUUUGAUGCACGUUUUUGACCUCAUGAACUACGGACAGACCGUGUUGACAUUUGAGGACGUCAAGGAGCUCACGAUGGAGCUGUACGGAGACGGCUCUGACAAGCAUCAACACCGGGCGACAGCAGAAAUCAUCGGCGCUCUCCUGGCUGGCUCUGCUGAUGACCCAAUCGAGAUGCGUGACCAGGCAUGGGGCUUUGCCCAGCCUCUAAUGCUCAAGAUCUUUGCCGACAGUCUCACGCCAGAGAACUUGAGCUACUGGAGCACUUGCUUGCACUUCAUCAUUGAUACCAAAGACCCUCGCCGUGCACAUGAGCUGGUAGAAAGCCUCAGCUCAUUCCGACUCGACAUGACCUCAAAUGCAGCCUUCAAGGAAUCCUCCAAGGUCCUCCUCUUGGAGAUCCUCAUUAACGACUGUGGAUGGCAUUUCCGCCGAGAGAAGCCGAUCCUGGAUGACUUUCUUGCUCAUAUUGAUCACCCCUACAAAUCCGUGCGGGAAUCCAUUGGUAGGGUCAUUGCAACCAUCUAUCGGACGCGGUAUCAUGAAUCGUUUGAGAAUGUGUCGACACUUCUCGAAAAGAACAAGGCAGAGUCGGCAAUCGGAGUUCGGCCUUACCAACCUACGGAAGAAUUCUCGUCGACAAUCAAGGAUGUAUUUGGUCGCCUCGAGAAGUGGAGACACGAGCGCGAACCCGGCCAGCAAACACCUUCAUCGUACACAUCUGGCUCAAAGACCGUUUUGACAUGGCUAGACAGCACAUUGUCAUCCCAGGAGUGUACACAGCUGGUGUCAUUCUUCCCAGAGCCCUUUAUGGACCAGCUGCUCCAUAUGAUGGACGUGAAGGAGGACCCGGAGUUGAUGCGAUUGGCAUAUCAUGUGUAUCGCCAUCUUCCCAACAUCCCGUUCCGCUCUGGCGAAGAUGAUGCCUUCAUCAACGCUCUGAUCCGCAUCGGGAAGGGUGCUACUUCUUGGCAUCAGCGUCUACGCGCUCUCGUCAAUAUGCAAGUGAUUUACUUUCGACGUUUGUUCUUGUCGCGUCCUGCACAGCGCGAGUUACUCUUUGAUGGUGUUGGCGACAUGCUUGCAGAUUCACAGCUCGAGGUCCGUACCGUGGCUGGGGCUACUCUUGCAGGAAUGAUCCGGUGUUCGCCCGCGGCGAUUCGUAACCCCAUUAUAGAGACAUUGAAGAAGCGAUUUACGGCGCAGCUAGACAAGAAUCCCAUGCCCAAGAAGAAACUGCCGGGGACAGAUACCCCAGUCAAUAUGACACAGCAGAUUGUCCGAAGACACGCUGCUGUGCUCGGACUGGGAUCGCUCAUUGAGGCGUUCCCGUACGCAACACCACCGCCCGCAUGGAUGCCUGAAGUGCUUGCUCUCCUCGCCAGAAGAGCAGCCAGUGACCCUGGUAUUGUGGGCAAGGCGACAAAGAGCAUUCUGAGUGAAUUCAAGAAGACGAGACAGGACAGCUGGGGAGUUGACCAAAAGUACUUUACCUCUGAACAGCUGGAGGAUCUGGAGGGUGUGUUAUGGAAGAGCUAUUUUGCAUAA
This is a messenger RNA of Pestalotiopsis fici W106-1, 5838 nucleotides long. RefSeq lists its product as uncharacterized. The record is from RefSeq and is a predicted model, not a curated record. Gene Ontology annotation, cellular component: nucleus; cytosol. The transcript is spliced from 2 exons. Bases 1 to 5838 code for a protein of 1945 amino acids. NCBI's taxonomy places the organism in Eukaryota, Fungi, Ascomycota, Sordariomycetes, Amphisphaeriales, Sporocadaceae. Gene Ontology annotation, biological process: proteasomal ubiquitin-independent protein catabolic process. Gene Ontology annotation, molecular function: peptidase activator activity; proteasome binding.